GUGGAAUCAGAAAAACAUUUAGUGUCUUGGUCCUGAGACAAGAUCCCAGACAAAGUUCCUGACUCUUAAUCUAAUGCCAUUUAGAAACCUGAAUUUAUUGCCUCUUCCUUCAAUUUAAGGCAUGACCAAGUGUGAUAGAUGCCUAUGAACUUCCUGGUCACUUUCCUGCAUUGGAAGGACACCAAGAAAGAGAGUGUAUCCUGAGCAGAACUCCACCCUACUUUAGCUCGUAAACUAACCCAUCAGGUCCUAGGAGAUCCACCCUCCCAGCCCUGAGAUUAGGAUGGAGACCCUUUCCCAAGAUUCUUUGCUGGAAUGUCAGAUUUGUUUCAAUUAUUACAGUCCUCGACGGAGGCCCAAGUUGUUAGACUGCAAACAUACCUGCUGUUCUGUUUGCCUCCAGCAAAUGAGGACGAGCCAGAAGGACCUGAGGUGCCCCUGGUGCCGAGGUAUCACCAAGCUUCCUCCGGGGUUCUCCGUCUCUCAGCUCCCCGACGAUCCCGAGGUGCUUGCGGUCAUCGCCAUCCCGCACACAUCGGAGCACACUCCAGUCUUCAUCAAACUUCCUAGCAACGGGUGUUACAUGCUCCCUUUGCCCAUCUCCAAGGAGCGAGCGUUAUUGCCUGGAGACAUUGGCUGCCGCCUGUUGCCGGGCAACCAGCAAAAGUCUGUCACCGUGGUGACGAUCCCGACAGAACAGCAGCCUCUGCAGGGGGCGCUGCCCCAAGAUGCUGUGAUGGAGGAGGAGCCAGACCGGAGGGGCGUGGUGAAAAGCUCCACGUGGUCAGGGGUGUGUACCGUGAUCUUGGUGGCCUGCGUCCUGGUCUUCCUGCUGGGCAUCGUCCUCCACAACAUGUCUUGCAUUUCUAAGCGCUUCACUGUGAUCUCCUGUGGCUGAGGAAGGCCACCGAGUGGAAUUCCAUAUGUGUGCCAACUUAGGGGUUGAGAAGGUAUUGGUGAUGGGAUCACAGCGAGGUGUAUAAGGCAACACUGACCAAUUGGUGCAGGGCACUGGGCACUGGGUGAGCCUCUUGAUAAUCUGAAGACAGACCCAAAAAGGCAGAAUGCAGGACCUCUCAACAAGAUACGGGGCAAACUGUACUGAGUGAUGGUCACAGCUUGGAAGGAGAUUGCAUGCAUCACCCUGAUAAUUUAUUAAAUGAACUGUAAUUUAUGAUUUUAUCAUGUUAAAACAUAUUCUACCUAGAUGUUAUACUGUACAAGUAUAUAUGAUGUGAUCUCUAAAUGCAGUAGAUUAAAAUCAAAAUGCUAUGUAUAGAAGUAGAAUUAAACAUGAGAAUCAAUGUAA
Gracilinanus agilis (Agile Gracile Mouse Opossum) is the source of this 1309-nucleotide messenger RNA. RefSeq names its product ring finger protein 152 (gene RNF152). The coding region runs from base 284 to 898 and encodes 204 amino acids. The record is from RefSeq and is a predicted model, not a curated record. Gene Ontology annotation, molecular function: ubiquitin protein ligase activity. The transcript has 2 exons. Gene Ontology annotation, biological process: cellular response to amino acid starvation; protein polyubiquitination; negative regulation of TORC1 signaling. Lineage: Eukaryota; Metazoa; Chordata; Mammalia; Didelphimorphia; Didelphidae. Gene Ontology annotation, cellular component: lysosomal membrane; lysosome.